CCAAUUCGCUGCCAAUUAAAACUAUUUGCGGUGCCGAACAUAUAAAAUUGUGCAAGUCUAUUGACUUUUCACUUAAUUUAACUGCAUUAAAGUAAAAUAUAUGGAUAAAUUUGAAAUCAUAUAACAGUUAAAUUCCUCAGCUUCAAUCAAAAAAUCUCUAAAUUACUACCAACAUUUGGUACACUGCGAUAUUUGGCAAAACUUAUGUCCUUGAAAUUAAACUAAAGCAAGUGAAGUUGGCGAAAUGUAAUGAAGGUUUGGACUUGUGCAUUCAUUUAUGUGUUGUUUUGUCCAAAAUAAAAGUAAUUUACCUUUCCUUAUAUUGCUGCACAUAAGUGAACUUAAAUACCUGAAUGUGUUGAAAAAGAGAAAUCGGUAAUUUUUCGUGUGUGCAAUAAAAUUGUAUCGUAAUUUUCAACUAUAUGUAUCCUAAAUCCAAUGAGUUUCAGUUUUUAAAACUUGCAACGUUAUAAUAUUGGUAUCUAUCAUCAAUAGAAUUGUAUAAUACAAUUUAUUUAAAAGAAAUCUAAUUUUCCACAAAUACGCCACCUGAGCUUACAUACAUAUAUCGGUGUUUGCACAUAUGUACUUACAUAAGUAUUAGGGUUAACAUUCAGUGGAAUUAUACCGUAUAAUUGAAAAACACGUUAAUUGCAUCCUCAGCCCUUUGCUGCAACAAAAUGGCAAAAAAUGUGAUAUGUCGCCCGCGUAUAGUGAUUGAUUAUAUUGAUAACGGGGCCAGUUCUCCGAAUGUAAAUAAUAAAUAUAUUAACCGCAUAUUUCGUUUCUUUCGCGUUUAAUAUGCCAAAAUACAAUACUCUAAUUGGUUUGCUUUAAAAUUCAAAAGUGGCAGCUCUGAGAUUUUCUCUGAGUAUUUGGUUGUGGGAAAAGAGAAAUUUUAUGUUGUAUUCAGUGGCGGCUUUUGAACCUGAAUAUUCUACUGAGCCUGAAUAACUGCUCUAUUCAUACAUUCACAAAUUAAUGGGAGGCGAACAUUACGUGAGUGUGUGAUUAGUUGAUUUGAUCUAUUAAAUAUAAAAUAAUUUUCUAAAGAUUAUCAAAUAAUUGAAGUGAAUCGUUUUUUUUUAUAAAAGUGUACUGUGUAUUUAUUGUUUCAUAUGAAUAUUCAGACUCAAGUUUGUGUUCAAUAAGUUAAACUUAAACAAUGAACGCGAAGAGUGGAAUCGCAAACACACACAUUCAGAAUUAAUUAAGACGAAAAGUGAAAAAUAACCACAUAUCGGUACAUACAUAGUUAUGCGAAUUAAAUGUAAAUUGAAAUUGGAAUAAAUUGUGGUACUCGGAUUCGCAAAUAAUAUUGAAAUAAUAAAAAUGAAUAAAUUGGUCACUGGGCCAAGGCCCAACUCAGUUAAAAUUCAAUGGUUUUGCAAUGAUUUUUUGUCCGAGUUAAAUUAUACCUCGAAAUAUUUGAAAUAUUGUCAAUACAUUUAUGUGGAUGAGGGAACGUUGCAUUGUGGGAACCCGCAGCAAGCAACCACCCUCACUUCUUGGACUGCAUGGAAUCAAUGAGACGCAGUGAGGUGAACGUUAGCCACCACCCCAAUAAGGUGGCCACUAAUAAAAGCAUAGUUACGGAUAGUAAUAAACACAAGUUGGUAGGAAGCACAAGUAAUACUUUGGUUUCACCUGCCUCAGAUUUAAAUAAAAAAUUGUCAUCAUCUUCGCACAAGCAUCAUUACCAAAAUUAUACAAAACACAACUCAAAUAAAAAGGUGGCAAGUUCAAAACAUUUUGGACAAUCGAAAUCGCAUUCAACACAGUCUAGUGGAGGUGUUAGCGUAAGCAAUAGAAGGGCUAGUUUCCCAAAACCAUCUGGGAAAGGAGUUAUUGUAAAUGCAGUAGCUAGGAAUAGCCCUGUAGUACAAGAAGCAAAUUGUCCGACAUCGUCAAUUUCCAGCGAAUCAAAGGAUACAAAUUUUGAGUACGAAGACGAAUGGGAUAUUGGUGGAAUACCUGAGUUGCUGGAUGAUCUAGAUGCUGAUAUUGAAAAAUCGUCGACGGCAGCACAAAAUUUAACAAAAACUUACAGUUCUGGUGGCGGCAUCAAUGAGCUUGGAAUAAUAUCAUCCAAUAUAAAAUCGACAUCAAAGUCGUCCUCAGUAAAUAAAGCUAGUUUAAAAUCAGAAAAAGGCAAAUAUGCAAACUUGCCAUUGUCAAAGUCGUUGAAUACAACAAUAACAGCAUCGUCAAAUGCGACUACUACGAAUUUUCCAGUUAAAAGUUCUAAAAGAGUUGCAAGUCCCAACAACUACAGCACAAACCCAAGUAAACGUUCAGACGUAGCCCUUAGCAAGAACAGUAAUAGUUCCCAACCAUUAAAGAAUUUCGAAAGCAAGUAUCAACAAUCACGCGAACAUAUAAAUUACAAAAGUCAACAGUCCACCUUUGAUGAGCAAAAGGCGGAUGGUGGCUUUAGCAAAAAAUUUGGUUCUAUUGCGACUAAAUCAUUACAAUCGUCUUCCUCAUAUCCAUUAUCGUCUUCUGUAUCUCUUCACGCCACACCUGCUACCUGCACAAGUGAGGGUAGCCAAAAGACUAAUACAUUAGCUGUAUCGACCUUUGCUGGAUUUUCGAAAGGCGGUAAUCUUGUGUCGUCAUAUAAAAAUUCCCAAAUACCCAAAAAUUUAGUUGGCGGUUCUUCGCUUCUACUUUCGGCAUUAAAAAACGAUUCACUAUCGAAUUCAUCAAAUCAUUCUGCAAGCGGCAUGUCAUCGCAAUCCAGUGGAAGCAGCAGUAAUAACAGUAGUGCGGGCGGUGGAUCUGGCGGUGGUCAAGGUGGAGCCCAAGGCAUUGGCGGUUCCGGUAGUGGUAAAUCGAACUCUAAAAUGUCCAUUGAUCAUCAAGCGACACUUGACAAGGGACUUAAAAUGAAAAUAAAACGUACCAAGCCGGGAACCAAAACGUCAGAAGCCAAGCAUGAAAUUGUCAAAGCCACAGAACAACAACAACAAAAUGGUUCCUUAGGUGUCAACAAUCCAGGUGGUGGUAGUAGCUCAAGCGGUUCAUCGCAAAGUGCAGGUAGUGGCAGCGGUUCGGGAUCAAAUUUAACCAAUAUAAGCGGCAGCAAUAAAAAGCAUCUAAGUAAUAUUUCCAGUAGUAAUAGUAGUAGUCAAGGCAAUAGCCACAACAGUAUGAACAGUAAUAAUUCGGUCUCUGGUGGUGGUUCCACCGGUUCCGGUAGCAGCGGUCAGGGUACUCCUCAAAGCAACAAGCGUGGUAGUUCAGGUCACCGGCGGGAAAAAGCUAAAGAGAAAACCACACAUUCCAAUCGUUUAAUAGCGGAUAAAAACGUUUCCACUUCGGCUGAAAAAGAUGGUCUCACCAAUGUCAAUGACAAAGGCAUCGCAUGUCAUUGCAAUAUUGACACCACAAAUGGAGCUGCGACUAGUGCAUGCACCAACCACGCGUGUUCACGCCGCUCAGAAAGUGCUAAUAGUUCAUCAAUUAGCGUUUUGUCCCAACGUAUGGGCAACAAUGCAGCCAAUAGCAAUGUUAAUAGUGGUUCUGUGCCACCAGGCGUAUUUACACCAUCAGUGGGCUCAGCCGCUGGUGUAGUAACUGCUGCUGCAGCUACAGCGGCCACACUACUAGCAGCCACAUCGGCUGCCCCAACUACUACUCCUCAAUCAAUGGGUAGUAAUAGUACACCAAAUGCACCCGGCCCACCGGGUAAGGAUGCAACAAAUUGUGGCAACAUUAAAAUUUCCUCACACAUUGCUGCGCAAUUAGCUGCAGCAGCAGCUUCUACCACCUUUAGUAAUAGUGCAACAAAUUCGUCUGCGAACAAUCUGAGCGGAAAUAAUGAGAGUAAGUCAAGCACUUCAAUUGUUCCUGUUGCGCAAGCAAAACUUAUGGCUCCCGGUAUGAUCUCAGCGACUGUGCAUCACACUAUUUCAGUUCCCGCCAAUUCCUCUUCCAGUACAACAACACAAUCGUCCAGCAAUAGCGGUCCAAACAGUAGCAAUGCUGGAGAUGAUAGCAUCAAGUCACCACCCGCCAAGCGGGCAAAACAUGGUGACCCUUCCUCGAAUGCAGCAUCGAGUACUUUAGCCAAAGAAAUGGUUGAUAUUUGUAUUGGUACCUCAGUGGGAACUAUAACGGAGCCAGAUUGUUUGGGUCCCUGCGAGCCGGGAACUUCUGUAACGCUUGAGGGCAUUGUUUGGCAUGAGACAGAGGGCGGUGUGCUUGUGGUGAAUGUUACAUGGCGCGGCAAAACUUAUGUUGGCACAUUACUGGAUUGCACACGUCAUGAUUGGGCACCACCCAGAUUCUGUGAUUCACCAACCGAGGAAUUGGACUCCCGAACACCCAAAGGUCGUGGAAAACGAGGACGAAGUGCAGCGCUAACACCAGAUUUGAGUAAUUUCACCGAAACAAGAAGCUCGAUAUAUUUUUCACAUGCGCAGGUGCAUUCGAAGUUGCGCAAUGGUACAACGAAGGGUGGUCGUGGUGCAUCACGUACUUCAAUUAGUGCAACCAGCACAUCAAAUACCACAACGACAACAAGUAGCUCUUCGUCGGGGAAUGGUGGUGGAGCCACGCCGAGCACAUCGCCAACAGCAUUCUUACCUCCACGUUCUGAGAAGAGAAAAUCGAAAGAUGACUCACCGUCGCCCAUUAAUGGCGAUACCGAGUGUACUGCAAAUGUAGCAAACGCCAGCGGUAUACCGAUAUCGGCGAGUGGAGGUGGUCUUGCUACGCAGCCUCAAAGUCUUGUUAAUCCUGUGACUGGCCUUAAUGUACAAAUAAGCACGAAAAAAUGUAAGACUGCCUCACCGUGCGCCAUAUCGCCGGUGUUACUAGAGUGCCCCGAGCAGGAUUGCAGUAAAAAAUAUAAGCACGCCAACGGGCUGCGCUAUCAUCAAUCUCAUGCACAUGGAAGCUCAUGUUCCAUAGACGAAGAUUCUUUACAAUUGCCCGAUGAGCCACCCACACCGACCUCUUCACCGGUGCCGUCGGCACAAAACAACAGAGCUACAACGCCAACUCCUGCAGAAAGCUCGACAUUGGCAACUGGUGCAAUGGCGAUAACUUCACCGGUAACACCGCCAAUUAAUGCACCAACUACUUCUGAAGCACCAACGCAACCAGCUGCAAUUUUGCCGCCAUCGACGCAACCCACAGUUACCGAUAGUGUCGGGGAUCCAGAACCUGUGAUUGGUGCUGCCACCACGCCCACACCCGGCACACAAACUAUUUCUGUUGCGUCGCUGACUGCAUCCACUCCAUUGUCUACUGCGCCAUCUAGUUUAUUGAGUGCGUCUCUUGGCGGUGGUGGCAGUGCCGGUGUUGGUGGCGUUUUAGCAGCCUCCACCGCACAAGCUCUUAUGCCACAAACACAACCACAGCAACCACAUCCUGUUGCCGGCGGCAGCAUAACAACGGGCAUUUCGGGGCAAGUUCUUUGUCAGCAACAACAACAGCAAACACUUGGAAUGCCAAAUGCUGGCAAUCCGCCAGCAUUGCUUUCCGAAACAUCUCCGGCUUCGGCACUUGCACAGCAGGGUGGACUGAAACCGGGUGUAUUGAGAUUUGGUCCCCAAAGCGAUGCGCCCAAUGCGGGUGCCCCACCGUCAAUAUUAGCAUUACAACAACAGGCAACACAAGGAGUAAACCCGCAGCAGAGUGCUAUAUCGGGACAGAGUCCUCAACGGGCACCACCGCCACAAUUAUCAGCGAAUUUGGAAAGUGUACAACAACACCCAUCGGCAAUAAGUACUUAUACCAGCUCGCCGGUGUCCAGUGGACAAAAUUUACAAGGCAUUUCAUUAACCACAAAAGGCUCGUCUGGCUUUGCAGCGGUGAAGCAAAAGAAAUGUCGAAAGUCGCCCGGACCUGUAGAGUACGACGGUGUUGUAACAAGGGAUAAUGUGCAGAGUCCUGCCUACAGUGACAUUUCGGAUGAUUCCACACCAGUGGGCGAACAGGAUAUUUUAGAUAAGUCACAACCUAAGCUUAUAGACUUACCAAACAAGAAACCAACUGAUUUGGGUUCUGUGGGCUUGGGUAGUGGUGCGCCGGGUAUACCACCCUUAGGCGGCUAUGGCAUGUAUCAGUUUUAUCAGCAACAGCAAUAUUUGGUGCCUCCCACUUCUUCCGAUCAGCAAUCGUCACAGGCGGCCAAUAAGGGCUUGUUGCCCUCCGCUCUGGUACAGCCAACGUUAACGCUUCCACCGUCACAGCAACAACAGCAAGGUGCAAUACAGUCCUCCCAUUUAAUGCAGCAGCAGCAGCAACAGUCACAUCAACAACAACAGCAAUCGCCACAUUUGUCCGACUACAGUAACAAAAGUAAAGAUCCGCCACUAGAUUUAAUGACGAAGUCAUCGCAACAGCAGCAGCAGCAACAACAGCAACAAGCUGUUAGUCUUCAGCAACAAUUGCAAUCGCAAGAUGUCAGUGGUAAUCAAAAAGAUAACCCAACAGGCCAACCACCACAGUCUUCGGUGAAUUUAAGCAAUAUCGGUCCGCCUAAUAAUGGCUUACCACCAGGUAUGGGCUCAAUGUCAUCGUUGGGGCCAUCAGGUGUGGGACCGGGCGGGUUGCCAGCACCUACACCCGCUAAAUCCUUAUCACAUUUUUACCCCUUCAAUUACAUGGCUGCCGGUUAUCCUUAUAAUGUAGAACCCAAUUAUGGACCUGUAUCGAUUGUAUCUUCACAAGAUGAUCCAGUAAAAUUGAGCGCCCACGGUGGUUUACCCACGUCGCAGUCGCAAAGCAAUGCACCUCCACAUCCAAAUUCCGGUGUCAUUAAGGAUGAACGCCUCAAGGAAAGUCCUAGUCCGCAUGAAAUAUCCAAGCCAACACCUCAGCAGCAACAAUUGGUUUCGACGAAACACAUCAAAAGCGAGCCAAUGACAAAGCAGGAGAUAAAGCAAGAGCACAAUCCGCCUCCUCAGUCUCAACAACAGCAGCAACAACCGCCACCGCAGCAGCAACAACAGCCGCAACAACCACAUGCACUACAUCCGAAAGAUUUGCAAAACUUGGGUACAUAUCCGAAUAUAUAUCAGCGUCAUCCAAUGACCUUGGCCGCACAGCAGCACUUGUCACGUGAGGAGGAAUUUAGGAGGUACUAUAUACUCUCGGACGAGCAACAACGCCGCCAAAAUACAGUCGCAGCUCUACGAGCGCAAAAUCCCUCCAACAGCGGACCGCAUGGCUCGCUGCAAGCACAAGUGAUGGGACAGCAUAAGGACGACACAGGCCCAUCAGCACAGCACCAACAGCAGAUGGCAAUGGCACAGCAGCAGCAGCAACAACAACAACAACAACAGCAGCAACAACAUCAGUCGCAAAAAAGUAAAUCACAAAGUUGCUCUAGCAGUAGCGGCGGCAAUUCCGGCAGUGGUAAAGCAACAAAUCUCACCAAGGAGAGCUCCAAGCAAAAGCAACAAGAAGAAGAAGUCAAAGUUAAACAGGAGGGACAGAAACCCACUAUGGAGACACAAGGACCACCGCCGCCACCAACAUCACAAUACUUCCUGCAUCCAUCGUAUAUAGCGCCAGCACCGUUCAGCUUCGAUCCCAACCAUCCGAUGUAUCGUAAUGUCUUGAUGUCUGCCGCCGGCCCUUACAAUGCGGCGCCGUAUCAUUUACCCAUGCCGAGAUAUCAUGCGCCUGAGGAUCUGUCACGCAAUACCGGCACAAAGGCACUCGACGCGCUACACCACGCCGCCAGCCAGUAUUACACUACGCACAAAAUACACGAGCUGAGUGAGCGUGCACUGAAAUCACCGACGAGCGGCGGUGGUGGUGGUGGUGGCAGUGGUGGUCCGGGUGGCGCGGUCAAAGUCAGCGUAUCUAGUCCGAAUGUGGGUAUGCAGCAGCAGGGUGUUGGUGGCGGUGGCGUAACUGGGCCGGGCAGUGGUCCGAAUACGGUACAAAAUGCACCCAAUAGCGGCAGUCAUUUGCCACCAACAAAUCAGACGUCUGUGGGUGGCGGUAUGCCAUUAAAUCUGCAACCGCCACCGACGGGCAUGGGUGGCCCGCCAAAUAAGUCUGAUGUGCUGGGCCAAAAGGUGUUGAGCGGUGGACCAGGCGGUCCGGGUGGCAGCUUGGCGGGCGGACCGCUAAAUAUCGAUGCACACAAGCAACAGGGUGGUCCCAGCGGGCCAAACAGUGGCGGCGGUAUUAGCGGUGCUCCUGCCGGUGGUAAUAACAACCCGGCAGAUUCACGUAGUCCGCCGCCACAACGACAUGUGCACACACACCACCACACCCAUGUGGGGUUGGGUUACCCCAUGUACACGGCACCCUAUGGUGCUGCAGUAUUGGCAAGUCAGCAAGCUGCUGCCGUAGCUGUGAUAAAUCCUUUUCCUCCCGGACCAAACAAAUGAGAAACACAGAACGAAAAGAAUCCAUAUAAUAUGAAGACAUAAUGCAUUUGUCUUGCUAAACAAAUAUCCGCAUUUAUUGGCAAACACGUUGGCAAUUAUGGAUUCGUGAUAUUGCGUGCGUUGUGAAGCAAAAAACUUAAAACAGUUACAAAUCAAUCAAAAUUGUAUAAGGUCUAACUACUAACGAGUAAUGAGUGCGGAUUGGAGUAUAUGAAACGUAUAUGGAUUAAUGGUUUAAAACCCAAAACAGGCGAAAACAUGUGAGGACUAACGUAAAGGAAUACUUAUGUAUUUUAAGCAUUUAAAGAAACCAGAAAAUCAAUAAUUUUGACAUUUAUUUGUUUAAUAUUUUAUUGAAUCUGACUAAUUACUUACUGACUAACAGCUUACAACUAGGCAGUAAUGUUUAUAUAGCAGUACAAGGGGAUGCCCAGCCGACAAUUAGCUAUAGAGCGUUAGAGAAAACAGGGAGGGCGUGAGAUAGUGCGUGCGUAAGCAAUGUGGUGCACAUGAAUGGGAGAAUAAUUCGUUAACUAAUUUGAAAAAAAGAGUUUUAGAAAUUAAUAAGUUACAUUACCAACUUUAAUUGUAAUACGCUGCACUAAACUAUUUAAUUAUAACGCAAAAAAACACAAAAAAAAAAAAGCAAAAACACACUAUUAUAGAAAAGUUAAAAAUAAAUGGUUAGAUUUAUUACAGAUAAGGUAGUAUAUGUAUGUGCGAUAAAUCAAUGUAACCGAGAACUUGAUAACUAGAAUUUAGUGAAACCACACAAAUAUAAUAUAUAGCAAUAUAUACUAUAUAUAAAACAGUAGUUUUCUAAAGCAAUGCACGCGAACAAUACCAUUUGUAGUUAAAUUAUUUCACAUUGUAGCUUAAGCCAGCUGAUAAAAGAACUGUUGGAAAAAAGCAGUAAACAAAAAAACAAACACAAAAACAAAAAUUAUAAUAAUCAAAAUACAGUUCAAGCAGUAAUGUAACACACUCGCA
Bactrocera latifrons is the source of this 9350-nucleotide messenger RNA. RefSeq names its product serine-rich adhesin for platelets. The record is from RefSeq and is a predicted model, not a curated record. Gene Ontology annotation, biological process: regulation of transcription by RNA polymerase II. Gene Ontology annotation, cellular component: nucleus. Bases 1518 to 8360 code for a protein of 2280 amino acids. Lineage: Eukaryota; Metazoa; Arthropoda; Insecta; Diptera; Tephritidae. The transcript is spliced from 14 exons.